GAAUGAAGAGAGAGGAGGAGACAUAAAGGCUGCUCAUUUCCUCCUUAUAAACCGUGUUUCUGAAGGUGGGGCUGUUACACCUCUUCUUCAGCUUCUCCAUCCACAUCCAGCAGUCACUCAACAACACAGAGAUCAUGGUGGUCCACAAGGAGUUCCAGACUGCAGGGAAACAGCCAGGGCUGCAGGUAUGGAGGGUGGAAAAGAUGGACUUGGUGCCAGUACCCAAGCAGCUUUAUAGCAACUUCUAUAUCGGAGAUGCCUACAUCCUUCUCUAUACCACUCCUGCUCCAUCCUACGCCAUCCAUAUGUGGCUUGGGAAUGAGUGUUCUCAAGAUGAGAGUGGAGCUGCAGCAAUCUUUGCAACCCAACUGGAUGACUUCUUGGGUGGAAAGCCAGUUCAGUUCCGUGAAGUCCAGAACAACGAGUCCCUCACCUUCCUUAGCUACUUCAAGUCCGGUAUUAAGUACAAGCAAGGUGGUGUAGCCUCUGGCUUUCAACAUGUGGUGACCAAUGACAUGGACGUGAAGCGAUUGCUCCAUGUUAAAGGGCGGAGGGUGAUCCGUGCCACAGAGGUUCCUCUGUCAUGGACCAGCUUCAACCGUGGAGACUGUUUCAUCAUUGACCUGGGCAAGGAUAUCUAUCAGUGGUGUGGCAGCGAGUGUAACAGGUUUGAACGUCUGAAAGCAUCUCAGGUGGCCAUCGACAUCCGGGAUAACGAGCGUAAUGGUCGUGCCAAGGUUCAGAUGGUUGAGGAAAACUCAGAGCCAGAGGCCAUUACUGCUGUUCUUGGACCCAAACCCGACAUCCCAGCAGGAAGUGCCGAUGAUGAGGCUGUUGAUAGAUCCAACAAGAAGGGCACCCUUUACAUGGUUUCUGAUGCUGCAGGCUCCAUGAAGACCUCGCUGGUUUCUCAGAGUAGCCCAUUCAAACAGGAGAUGCUUUCCCCCAGUGAAUGCUACAUCCUUGAUAAUGGAGUUGAUGGAAAAGUCUUCUUGUGGAAAGGUCCAAAAGCCAAUGAUGCUGAGCGUAAGGCAGCCAUGAAUUCCGCAGAGCAGUUUAUCAAACAGCAAAACUACUCUAAAAACACUCUGAUCCAGGUGUUGCCCGCUGGCGGGGAGACCACACUGUUUAAACAAUUCUUCAGCAACUGGAAGGAUAAGGAUCAGACCACUGGCCCAGGGAAAGCCUACACUAUUGGGCGAAUUGCCAAAGUGGAGCAGAUCCCCUUUGACGCAGGCAGUCUGCACUCCAACAAAGCCAUGGCUGCCCAACACGGCAUGGUGGAUGAUGGCUCGGGCAAGGUGCAGGUGUGGCGUGUUGAAGGUGGAGAAAAAGUUCCUGUGGACCCCUCCACCUAUGGUCAGUUCUAUGGAGGAGACUGCUAUCUGAUCCUGUACAGCUACAAACAGGGAGGCAAAGAGCAGCAUAUCAUCUACACCUGGCAAGGACUGAAGUGCACACAGGACGAGUUGGCUGCCUCUGCCUUUUUAACAGUCAAAUUGGACGAUUCUAUGGGAGGAUCUCCCGUGCAGGUACGUGUCACUCAAGGCCAGGAACCAGCCCAUUUGAUGAGCCUGUUUAAGAGCAAGCCGAUGAUCAUCUUUUUGGGCGGGACCUCACGAAAAGGCGGGCAGAGCAGCACAGGACCUACACGUCUUUUUCAUAUCCGUCAGACCACCACCCGUGCUACACGUGCUGUUGAGGUGAAGGCAUCUGCUGAAAAUCUGAACACCAACGAUGUGUUUGUGCUGAAGAGUCCAGACUCCUUGUUUCUUUGGAGAGGAGUCGGGGCCACAGACGAGGAGCUGUCUGCUGCCAAACACGUCUGCAGCUUCCUAGGUGGCAGCGCAACUGAAGUGGCUGAGGGGAAGGAACCAGCUGGCUUCUGGUCUGCUCUUGGUGGAAAGAAGGAGUAUCAGACCUCCAGCAGUCUGAAGAUGACAGUUAAACCACCUCGCCUUUUUGGCUGCAGUAACAAAACUGGCCGACUCAUAGCGGAGGAAGUGCCAGGCGACUUUACUCAGGUUGAUUUGGCCACAGAUGAUGUCAUGCUCCUGGAUACCUGGCACCAGAUCUUUCUCUGGAUUGGUAACGAUGCUAAUGAGGUGGAGAAGAGUGGAUCAGAUAAAAUAGCUAAGGACUAUGUGAACUCAGACCCCUCUGGCCGUCAGGGCACGCCCAUCAGCAUCAUAAAGCAGGGCUUUGAGCCACCCACUUUCACUGGCUGGUUCCAGGCCUGGGAUUCAUCAAUGUGGGACAAAGACCCUCUGGAACGUAUCCGCUCCUGUUUCUGAAGAAAGUGAUACAAAGGCAGUUUGCAUAGCUUUCCAAAUGCACAAAAUUGCUGCUUUCUGCCACAAGAAAAGUCUGCUAUCUGAGAGAGCUAAACAUUAACAGCAAACACAAUGCUAUGCACUAGUCUCUAUAUACACUGUCAUGUCAUUAUUUCAUGAAAUGCAUGCUUUUGGCUUAAGUAUUAUACAUACAGUUAUGUCUAAAUCUAUACUAAAACUAAAUGUUAGAACCAAUGUGUUCUCUAUGUGGCUGUAAAUUUGGAUUUCGUAAUUAUGCAUUAAAUAUUUUAAAUAAAAUGAAAAAUGUUAAGAUGUAAUGUAACAUUUAGUUUACUUUACAUCUUGCAGUAAUUAAUAAAUUCACAUAGACCAAUCACUGUUUAUAAAUGCAAAAUAAUCUGAACACAUUUUAAAUAUUGAAAUAUGCUGGUUCUUAAUAAAAUGUGCAUCUUGAAACACUG
Messenger RNA from Clarias gariepinus (North African catfish), 2755 nucleotides. It is a transcript of the gene scinla, whose product is annotated as scinderin like a. The transcript has 17 exons. Lineage: Eukaryota; Metazoa; Chordata; Actinopteri; Siluriformes; Clariidae. The coding region runs from base 135 to 2294 and encodes 719 amino acids. Gene Ontology annotation, cellular component: actin cytoskeleton; cytoplasm. Gene Ontology annotation, molecular function: actin filament binding; phosphatidylinositol-4,5-bisphosphate binding. Gene Ontology annotation, biological process: barbed-end actin filament capping; actin filament severing; actin polymerization or depolymerization. The record is from RefSeq and is a predicted model, not a curated record.